CGCGGCGCCCCCGCUCCAGCUCUCAGGCCUCGAACAGCAGCACCCCUGCGAGCACGUGGUGGGGAAGGGUCGUGAGGAGCGGGACCGUGCCGCACCGGAGCCCUUCCCAUGGAUGAGGAACACGAGAGCCCAGCCGCAGGUGCCCCCAGCCCCAGACACAGAAGUGAGCGGCAAUGAAAUCGUGAGGAGCGCAGAGCUUGGAAAGGAUGCGGUGUGAGCAGUGUGCGAGGCGAGCGCGUGCGCGCAGUGUCCGGCUGACCGUCGGCCUCCAUCCUACCGCAGGUGCGCCUUUCCAGGAGGACCUGGAGGAGAGCAGGCGGAGCCGCACGGCCUACAGCCGAAGGCAGCUGCUGGAGCUUGAGAAGGAGUUCCACUUCAACAGGUACAUCUCGAGGCCCCGCAGGUACGAGCUUGCGGCCACGCUGAACCUCACCGAGAGGCACGUCAAGAUCUGGUUCCAGAACCGCAGGAUGAAGUGGAAGAAGGAGGAGACGAGGAGGAUGAAGGACUCGGGUGCGGAGCAGGAGCAGCAGGAGCAGCAGCAGCUGGAGGAACAGGAGCCGAGUGCUCGAAAACAGGGAGGCGGAGAAAUGACGGCGCCCCGGUGAAAUAUGACGGACUGCAGAGCGCAAGAUGUUCCUGCGGCAGCGGCAGCGGCAGGAAGAAGAGCUUCACGCUGAAAAUGGCUGAGAGGACGCAGCUGCGGCGUUUCUCUCGCUUUUACAGGGCUGGCAAAGUGCGAAAGAUGGGAUGAGUUACACCUUCCUUCCUCACGAAGAGAACUAGCACAGGUUCUGAAAUGAUGAAAU
Messenger RNA from Scleropages formosus (Asian bonytongue), 809 nucleotides. RefSeq names its product homeobox protein Hox-C5-like. Gene Ontology annotation, biological process: regulation of transcription by RNA polymerase II. Bases 207 to 608 code for a protein of 133 amino acids. The transcript is spliced from 2 exons. Gene Ontology annotation, cellular component: nucleus. The record is from RefSeq and is a predicted model, not a curated record. Gene Ontology annotation, molecular function: RNA polymerase II cis-regulatory region sequence-specific DNA binding; DNA-binding transcription factor activity, RNA polymerase II-specific. NCBI's taxonomy places the organism in Eukaryota, Metazoa, Chordata, Actinopteri, Osteoglossiformes, Osteoglossidae.